UAAGAAGAAUAUUAAGAAAAUCCUUAACCCUGUUCUCUCCCAACUCCUCUCAAUUUCUCCUAUAUCCCUAAUCCGGCCGUAGGCCAUUCUUUCUUGUUCUUCCCCAAAUUCUACUUCUUAAUCCUUAAUUCUAUUUUUCAAAUCCCUAAUCCCCAAUUAUCAUACCCGAAAGUUUCUAACAUUUGGUAUCAGAGCCCGGUUCGAGAAUUGAGUUCACCACAACUCUCAACCGGGGACGAGUUCUACAACUGGUUCGACGAUGAGCUCUUCAAAGCUCUCGAACCUAUCGUGGGCGAAGCUGCAUGAUCGGGCUCGCCGCAUCAGACGCUGUUGGAGCUCCGAAGAGUCGCCGACCGUGCAAGCAGAGACGGUGACCCGAAUCGCCGACGGCGAGCGACCACCAACGUCCAUCGAGUCCGCGAAGCGGUGGAAGUCACCGUCGGAGGGAGCGACACGGAACCGGUGAUGGAGGAGGAGGCUAUGGACGGAGACGUGACAGAGGAGCAGCAGCUACCGGUCCGACCUGUGACGGCGGACGAAGGAGGUGGGACACCGGACGUGCGCAGCAAAGACUUUGGACUGCUGCUGUCGAACUCCUUGCACCCGAUGGUUGGUCUUUCUCCUCAAGCCACUCUGAGGUUUCGUGCGCAGGUCGAAGAGCGACAAGCAUUGACCGAGGGACAGUUAGCCCCCACCACAAGCUUCUUCGCUGCUGUUUCGCACGGCCCCACAGUUGUUUCCACCAACCGGAGCCGACCAACCAUAGAGUCCCCGCUCGCAGCGGAAGAGGUCGAGACGAAUCAGUGGGCGCUCAAUGCCGCCGCCGCUACCGUCGUCGACACAGUACUUGGAAUCACCACUGCGGCACGAAAGAUAGCGCUCACAAGCGGGAAUGAUCAUGGAGUUUGGACUACCCAUGUUGAUCGAGUUAGGCUGCAAAAGGGAGGUAAGUUCGGUGGAAUUACUUAUGAAGGGAUUAUAAUGAAUAGGGUCCUUCUCCGAUUGUUUUAUUGGAAGUUUCGGAAGAAAGAACAAGGGCCGCCAGGUGUGUUGAGGGGAGCAAUUAAUGGCGGCAAUGGAGUUGAGGUGCUUGAAGUUCAUCCGAACUUUAAAUUGUGGGAGAGGUGUACGGGAAUCCGAGCUGCUGCAAAGGAGCAAGUGGAAGUGAGCAGGUUGUGUUGGGAGGAAGUCACCGGCAAAGGGGCGAGACUGGAGCUGCAGCAGGCGGUUGAAAUCAUUAUCGAGGCACCGGUUGUCGCAACUCCUAGCCUGCUGACCACCGCCUCUGCCACCAAGAGUGUCGUUGUCGCCUCAAACACCAAAGGAGCCAGUUGUUGUGCGCAUGAUGGGGAGGAAUAUGCAGUCGAUGGUGCUGAUAUAGGUGGGUUCGCGAGGAGUAUAUUUUUGGGGCUGCAGAACUCCGGGAAGCAGGCAUCAGAUGAGGAGGCAGCCUGCAACGAUAUCCGAGUUGCUGCCAAGUGGGUUACAUCGAGAGAGAAGCAAAUACGCGGCGAGUUUCCACCAUGUUUGACGGUGGACUGUCUGCAAGCACACAAGAAUGUGAACAUCGGGUUCAACUUGGAUUGGUGUGUUGAGGAAGCUUGGGGUGGGUAUGAAAGGAACCUUGAAGGAAAGGGGAUGAAGGCCAGUGUCGAGAAUGGACUGCGGGAUGCUAAGGUGUUAUUGCUUCUAGAUCCCUUGCUUUCAUUAGCGCGCUCACGAUCGCGGAAGGAGGAGGAAUAGAAGCAACCUGACUUGGGCUAUAGGCUCAAGGAUCUUUCUAAUCAAGCAGUCUUAAGCCCUGAACCGUGGAGGUUGCUGCAAGUAGUAGUUAGAGGAUGGUGCAUGGCUAUGAAAAGGGGCUUGGAAGAGGAUUAUCAUGCCAUGCAGGGGGCACGCAUGAAUGGUGGGUGGUUGCAUUUGGGGGAGUUUGGUGAUGAAGAUCACAAGGAAUUGGAGAUCGUGGGUUCUUUUUCUACAGAGUUUGUAGAGAAGAGUAUGGACUCAUGGGGUCUUGAUCCUAAUGAUGAUAUGGGACGCUUCGUGAGAGGAGGAUCGAUGAAAGUUGAAACCGCUAAGGUUGGGUUCGUUCGUGAGUUUGAACGUGACUGGAGGAAAAGGAGGCGUAAGAAAAGGAGGACCCGAUGUGUGGAAGGUGUGAGGAAAGCGGAAAAGUGGGGUCAGCUAGCCAACCUUGAGGGCAAGGUUGGUCUCAAGGGGGAGGAGAUGUUAGAAACACGAUUCUCGUGUUUUAGCAUAUUUAUUAUUAUAGUAAUUAUUAGGGUAAUUCUUAUAAUAGUCAGUAGUCUUUUACUAGAGUUAGGUUUAUUAUUAGGGUUUUCUAGAAUUCCCUAUAAAUAUGUACCUUACUUAUUCAUUCGGUAUCAAUAAGAAGAAUAUUAAGAAAAUCCUCAACCCUGUUCUCUCCCAACUCCUCUCAAUUUCUCCUCUAUCCCUAAUCCGACCGUCAGCCAUUCUUUCUCGUUCUUCCCCAAAUUCUACUUCUUAAUCCCUAAUUCUAUUUUUCAAAUCCCUAAAUCCCCAAUUAUCAUACCCAUUAGAAACUUUGUUAGUUUCUAACAUCAAUACUUAUACAACAUAGGGAUUUUGGAUAAACAAGAAAAGUACAGUCAUUCGAGAUUGUGAUAAUGAUUAAUUAUGUUUGCUCAUGCAUCCUAGCACCGCUUAAGAAUAAUUAUAUGAAUGAUAAAGUCAUUAGGUUCCUUAGAACCUCAACGACAACUUUAAUGGCCUUCCCUCAAUAGUCAUGUUGCUAAAUCUUCUUCCACCCAUUAACAAAAGGUGUUUGCAAUGAUUAUCCAAUAUUUACAUGAAAUAGGCCUUCUACCUCAACCUGCCAAUAUCAGAAACCCAAGUUACCCAACACCACCUUUGAUUCUAUGGUUUACUUUACUAAAGUGUUCAAGGUGCUGGAAAUGGUUUCAAGAAACAAGGCAAGAAGCAUGUGUUUGCACAUUUUGUUGUUAUACAUGUCAUAUUGAAGAAGUGUUAUAUAAGAAUAAUCGAUGUCACCAUGCUAAUAGUGUGUAAAUCGAACAUAUAAUUCUACUUAAUGUAUUACAUAUGGUUGCCAAUGCUAUUGGAACUAUCCAAUAUUCUCAACAUAUAAUUCUACAUAAUGGUCUUAGUCAAACUCAAGCAGCAUUUGAGUUGAUUCAUUUGGAUAUAUGGAGGAUAAAGUUUGUGUAGCUUCUCUCUAAAUAGUCGUUAGUAUUUUUCUGACAAUUAUAGUUGAAUAUUCUAGGUAUAUCAAGCUUCUUUUACGAAAUCUAAAUCAGAUACUCGUUUUAUAAUUUCCAAUUUUAUUUUCUUUAUGCAUAUACGUUUUCGAAACUAAACAAAAAGUAAUAUAACCAUCAACGGAUUAGUGUUCCAUAUGACAAAAUUAUACCACCAACAAGGCACAUUACAUCAAAAUCACUGGUAUUUAUACAUAACAAAAUGAAAUUGUUGGAAAAAAAGAAUAGCUAGGUAAGUUUGGACGGGCUGGUCUUUUCAUUAUUGAUCGAUCUAGUUGGGCUUCAUGUUUCCAAAAGCCCACCCAACAAUCCCAUCUAUCUUUCCCUUUAAUCCAACGGCUCAAAUUAUCCGCGUAACCGAUCCGCACCAACCUCCGCCAGCCAAUAAAAUACUCACACCGUU
Molecule: messenger RNA, 3663 nt
Organism: Linum trigynum
Lineage: Eukaryota; Viridiplantae; Streptophyta; Magnoliopsida; Malpighiales; Linaceae
Source: the annotation of a GenBank genome assembly